GUGUGCUAGGUGUCUCCUGAACCUUCGUCUUCCCCCAAUUCCCCCAUCUAUAAAUAUAUGAUCUGGAUAAAUACAUAUCCACAACCAGCAGCCAACAUCAAGCUCAGGAUCACUCUUAUUUCUCAUUUGCUCUCAAUCAUGUCUUUCAGAACAACAACUUAUUGGAAAUCAAUGCUCAAUCGCCUCGGAGGAAGGUCUAGUUUUGCGACUUCAACAUCUCCGAAAAUGAAGGCUUAUGCGCCUGCUAGUGAAUACAGUGGUCAAUUUGAAGAGACCGCCAAGGCAGUGAGGGGUGAGUUCAUACCGGUGUAUGUGGCGGUGGGGAUGAUAGCGAUGUCAGCAUCGCUAGGACUCACCACCGCCUUACACCAGCUGAUGUACUCCCCUAAUGUGCGGGUGAAGAAGUCGAGGAGGGAGACGGUACCGGAGGUGGUGGAGCCGGAACUUGUGGUGGAUGAGAGUGACAAGUACAUCAAGAAAUCGCUUUUCAGAAAGGUGGCUCAUAUUCAGGAGGUCGAUGUCAUACCUGAACACGCCCAUCGUGAAAUUCUUACCAGACCUCCACAGGCGGAGACACUGAAGGAAGUCGGUGUGGAUCCAAAGAUAAACUGAUCAAAGAAGAAGAUGAUGUUGAAUCGAAUCGACUCGAUCCCCAACAGUGAGAGAGGUUGAGCUGUUUGUUUUGUUUGAUUUGUAAGGCAUAGGCAAAAUACUCGGUUUCGUGUCUCAAAUUACCUCUCAACAGCAUAAUGUCUUAACUUAGAUUUUGACAGUAUGGUAAGGUAAAGAGGGGAUUUGAGAUGGUUGUACAUAUUUUCAUGCAUUUAAUGGAAUAAGUUUGUCAGUACCCAA
This is a messenger RNA of Camellia sinensis, 852 nucleotides long. RefSeq names its product NFU1 iron-sulfur cluster protein. NCBI's taxonomy places the organism in Eukaryota, Viridiplantae, Streptophyta, Magnoliopsida, Ericales, Theaceae. The record is from RefSeq and is a predicted model, not a curated record.